Messenger RNA from Rotaria sp. Silwood2, 237 nucleotides. Lineage: Eukaryota; Metazoa; Rotifera; Eurotatoria; Philodinida; Philodinidae. The record is from the annotation of a GenBank genome assembly.
AUGUAUGUUUUUUCAUUUUUUCAGGCUCGCCAACGUGAAAAAGUAACAGAAGAACAUAAUGUUCGUUUAUCAUCAACAGUUGAUAAAUUACUUGCUGAAUCUAAUGAACGUUUACAAGUACAAUUAAAAGAACGUAUGCAAUUAUUAGAAGAAAAAAAUAAUUUUGCACAAGAAAAUGAAAAAUUAAAAAAACACUUAGAUGAAAAACAAAAUGAACGAGUAAAUUUAAUUUAUUAA